Messenger RNA from Pteropus alecto (black flying fox), 2871 nucleotides. RefSeq names its product NFKB inhibitor delta (gene NFKBID). Gene Ontology annotation, cellular component: nucleus. The transcript is spliced from 12 exons. Gene Ontology annotation, biological process: regulation of gene expression. The coding region runs from base 892 to 2265 and encodes 457 amino acids. Lineage: Eukaryota; Metazoa; Chordata; Mammalia; Chiroptera; Pteropodidae. The record is from RefSeq and is a predicted model, not a curated record. Gene Ontology annotation, molecular function: protein binding.
GGGGACCGGACCCAAGAUCGGGGACCCGGCGGCGGCUCCGCGGGGUAACAGCAAGGCUGGCGCAGCGCCGAGGCCGGGGCCCUGGGGGCCCGCAAUCCGCUCCACGGAAUCCCCGAGGUAAUGGAGAAGCGGGAGGUGAGGCCCGCUCGGCCCCAAAAGAGUGAGGGGCCGAGAGUCAGAUUCUUGAGGCCCCGAGGGACUGAGCUGGAGCAUCAAGUCCUGGGUCCUGAGACUGAGAGUACCCAGUGUUUGGUGGGAAGACAGGGUCGUGAUAGAGAAGCUGAUGGGAUUCUGGACUCCUAGGUCCUGGGGGAAAGGGGACUGGGGAUCCGGAACCCUGGGUCCCGGGCGUGAAAGGGCAAGAAGCCGGGACCCCUAGGCCCUGUGGGAGUAGGGGGCUGACGGCCCGGACUCCUUCCUUUAGAAAGCGGUGCUGGAUUGAGCCCUUGGGGCCAUGGUUGUUUAAAAUGAACAACGGGUCUCAAUGGGGAAGGUCUGGUGCCUGGCCAUAGGGUCCACGCCGGCGGUGAUUCUGCCCCGGCCGCGUGACUUUCCGAGUCGCCACCCAUCCCGGGUCCUGGGGCUGAGUAGGAAUUCCCCACGUGCGGGGAUUCCACUAGCGCGGCGCUUGGCUGCGCGCCCCGCCUACCAGCCGGACACCUGGGGCGCGCGACUGGAAGGAAGGGGGAGAUGGAAGAUUCCUUUGCGCGAGCGCCGUGACGUCAGCGCGUCGCGUCUGGCCUGUUUCCGAGCCUGCCCCCCCCCCGCCCCCCGCGCUUAACACUUCCUCGGUCGGAACUCGGCAGAGUGAGGUUUGAGGACUCGGGCUUCCUGAAGGUCAGGACUCCUGGGUCUUGGGGACGUGGGUGCUAGGCUCUGGACUCCUGCGGGAUGGGGCCUAGACUCCUCGUGAGCCGGAGUGAGCGUAGCCACUGCCCAUCACAGACAGUGAAGAAGCUCCUGGAAGAACAGAGGCGCCGCCAGCAACAGCCUGACGCGGGUGGAGCACCGGGACAGUUCCCGCCUUCCCUGGCCCAGCCCCUGACCCCAUCUGUGAAUGAGGGUGAGGUUGGCCACACUUACUUCUCAGCACACCAGGAGACUGUGGGUUCUGGACUUGGCAGCCUGGCCCCCACCGCGGGCUUUCCAGAUUGGAACCCCAACACGCAUGCUGCCUACACAGACAGCCCCUACUCUUACCCUACUGCUGCUGAAGGUUUCCUAACUCCUGACUUCUACCCAUCCUCGGACCCAGGGCAGCCGUGUCCAUUUUCCCAGGGUAUGGAGGAGCCCCUGGAUACCCGGCUUUAUGCAGAACCUUCCCUGACACAGAUGGGAUCCUGGAAGCCUUCUGGACUCCCCUCAGGGCCCCCACAAUUGCCCCCUGUGGUCACUGGACCAUCCCUGGACACAGCCCGUGCUCAUAUGCUGGCGUUGGGGCCACAACUAUUGGCCCAGGAUGAGGAGGGAGACACGCUCCUACACCUGUUUGCUGCUCGGGGGCUACGCUGGGCAGCAUACGCUGCAGCUGAGAGGCUCCAAAUGUACAGACGUCUGGACAUUCGUGAGCAUAAGGGCAAGACCCCUCUCCUGGUGGCUGCUGCUGCCAACCAGCCCCUGAUUGUGGAAGAUCUACUGAACUUGGGAGCAGAGCCCAAUGCCACUGACCAUCAGGGACGUUCUGUCUUGCAUGUGGCUGCUACCUAUGGGCUCCCAGGAGUCCUCUUGGCUGUGAUUAACUCAGGGGUUCGGGUUGACCUAGAAGCCAGAGACUUCGAGGGCCUCACCCCACUCCACACAGCCAUUCUGGCCUUCAAUGUUGCUAUGUACCCGCCUGACCUCUGUCCCCGGGUGCUGAGUACCCAGGCCCGAGACAGGUUGUCUUGUGUUCAUAUGUUGCUGCACAUGGGUGCUGAUCACACCAGCCAGGAGAUCAAAAGCAACAAGACAGUUCUUCAUUUGGCUGUGCAGGCUGCCAACCCCACCCUGGUUCAGCUGCUGCUGGAGCUGCCACGGGGAGACCUGCGGGCCUUUGUCAACAUGAAGGCCCAUGGGAACACAGCCCUCCACAUGGCGGCUGCCUUGCCCCCUGGGCCACCCCAGGAGGCCAUUGUGCGGCACCUGCUGGCAGCUGGGGCAGAUCCAACACUGCGCAACCUGGAGAACGAGCAGCCUGUCCACUUGCUGCGGCCUGGGCCGGGCCCUGAGGGGCUCCGGCAGCUAUUGAAGAGGAGCCGUGUGGCACCCCCAGGCCUGUCCUCUUAGGACUCAAACCCAGAACCUGGACUGAUUUUCCAGUCCCCACCGUCCUGUGGGACAGCCAGCGUAUGCUAAUAUUGCAAAUCCCUGAUAAUGUAUGUGGAAUGUCCUGCCACUGGGGUCUUACAUUAAAACCCCAAAAUGGCUGCUGGGGGGAACAGUCCCCAAUAUUUGGGGUGGUGUGAUAUCCCUCCCUCACUCACAAGGAGCCCCCUUGUUGAUUUCUGUGAAAUCGAGGCCCCUUGAUUGUUUCUGUGAAACAACCUGGACUCCUAACCCCUUUCCUGCUGGGCUCUUUUGGGGCCCCUUCCCCUAACUUAGCUCUUCACACUUGGAAUAUGAGAUGUAACUCCGCCUACAUGGUACUUGGGGCAUCCCAACACAGCUCCCAGUACCAUCCCAGUAGAGCUCUUAUGAUGCCCUCCCCAACCUCCCCAGGAUCCCACCCUUCAGGUCCUUAACCCUGAGACAUAGGAAGAAUUCUCCUGGAUUAGAGUCCCCUAGGACCUCCUGGUUUCUAAUUCAGAACUCAACUUGGCCCCUGUCCCAGACCUCUGCAUUUCCCAUCAAUCCCUCCCCGAAACUCCCUAUUAAACUCAAUUUGGACUAGAA